This is a messenger RNA of Ciona intestinalis (vase tunicate), 1385 nucleotides long. Lineage: Eukaryota; Metazoa; Chordata; Ascidiacea; Phlebobranchia; Cionidae. The record is from RefSeq and is a predicted model, not a curated record.
UCGCUUGGUUAUUUUGAAAGCUGCCCGCAGACGAAAUUGCCGUCAGUUUGUGACGUCAUAGAGUCCGUAAACAACUUCAAUCAGAUAUUACAAACCUAAAGGUUAUGUACGCUCAGCCGGAGGCAAAUACGUUGUAACACUAAAUCAAGACGCACAUGCUUGCGCACUUAAUGUUUAACAGUUGUUUGAAUAAGGCUUCCAGCAAUGUCUGUUAAGUAAGAAUGUGCAUACUUUACAGCAGAAAACUUUUGUAAUAUUCUGUAGUCGCGAAUGUGAAAGAAGAAUCAUUUUAACCGAUAUUUUUACAGUUCUUUGUUUAGUGUACGAACAUAUAAAGCUGUCAUGGAUUUCAUAGUGAAGCAAGCACUCGGAGGAGCAACAAAAGAUCUCAACAAAAUGAUGGACAAGGGAGGAGAGGAGGCGGAUCCGAAGGCAGAGGAGGCUCAGAAGGAGCAGUUAGAGGCAAUGGCGGAGCAGGAGGCGGAGAGAAAGGCGAAACACACGAAGAUGGAAGCAGAAAGAGAAAAAGAGAGACAGAGAAUUAGAGACAAAUAUGGUUUAAAGAGGAAAGACGAAAUUGAAGCGGAAGAGAAAGCGAACCGGGAGAGGGAGACAGUUGGGAGGUUGGGGAGGAAACAAACGUUCGAGGAGGAGCAAGAGGAGGAGGAAGAGGAGAGUGUCCUCAGCCAAGCCGAAAAAACCUUUAGCGAAUUGCAACAAAAAGUGACGAAUGCCGCUGACGGUUGCACUAUAUCCUGAGUGUUAUGUAAUUGGCAUCCAUUGAAGUAUAAAACUUUCGUUAUAUGAAGUAACCAAGGGUGUAGUAUAUUUAAUUGCCCCCUUUUUCCUAUACGUGGGCCUUGUACUUAACUUCAACAUUCGUCAAUCAAUAUACGUGCAAUUUUGUAAGGUUAUAGAGUUCUCCGUUCAUUUUUCAACAAAUCGAGGCAAUAUAAAUUGCUAUGUAUAUAUAAACCCAUUUCUGUGACGUGGAAAAUGUAUAAGCGCUAUCCAAAUGCAGAAUAUACUUUUUCGCCGACUGUUUUGGAUGCGCGUUUUUGUACAUCGAUGCUUUUAAGCUUAUUGAUUUUACAGAGCAACAACACUGCGUGAUAACGUGCAAUGGAUAUCCUAUUUUUAGACUUACGCCAUUACCUGCUGCACUUUAGACACUCCUGUCGGCUGGUGCGUUUCGUUGUAAACCUGUAUUCGUCUAAUCUUAUCAUAAUAAGUUAUCACAAACUGUACGUAUUUUCGUUUGUGCAAAUUUUGUUGAAAAUUUUUGCUAAAAGCUGGUGACGUGUGCGAGUGUUAUAUAGUCGAUACGCGUAGAAUAUUGUUAAAUGAACAUACAAUGCAAGAGAAAAUUAUAUUUACAAAACGAA